UCGCGACGGGGGGGGUGACGGGCAGGGGGCGGGGGGAAUGCGACGGGCAGAGCGGGCGAAUGAGCGGCUGGGGCGAUCGCCGGUGCUCUGGCGAUCGUCGCUGGCGUUCCCCCGUCACUCCUAUCCCCUCUUCCCUCUCGCCCCCACAGAGUGA
This is a messenger RNA of Closterium sp. Naga37s-1, 154 nucleotides long. Lineage: Eukaryota; Viridiplantae; Streptophyta; Zygnematophyceae; Desmidiales; Closteriaceae. The record is from the annotation of a GenBank genome assembly.